UACACGUUCAGACCUGUGAGUUUUGUCGGUGGUCAGUUUCUUGAUGCAUGUGUUUUUUUCUUUCAAAAACUUGAAAACAGCGAGACUUUUCGGUUUUGUGGAGGGGAAGACGACAUCGCAGAGACGUGCGUAAAAGAGUGAACGGUGAUUAUGGGUUACUUUUCAGCAAGUUUGCCUUCACUACCAGUCGUCACCAUGUUCGUUUUGGCGACAGUUGUAAUCGUAAACACAUCAAUAACGGAUGCGCGUUGCGCCAACAUCAAAUGUGUAGACGUCAAUUCAGCCACUUGCAGGUUUUGUAAUAGAAGAGGUGGUAAAAGAUCAGAAAACUUUGGAUGGAGUGAAGAUAACAACUUGCAAGAUGAAACCGAUGACAGAGAGAUGAUCAGUUCUGAUUGUUUUCUUGAUUCCGUUGUAUCCAGUUUGCCGCCAAAUCUUCAAGUGCAAGUGUAUGAGAUUAUCGAGAAACUUCAUGUUUCGACCCGAUAGAUGACGCCAGGAUACCGAUUGUAUUUAUCCAUUCACGGGUCGGAAUUCUAACGGACACGAUGUUCAACUGAUGACGGAUUUAUAACUGUUUGCAAAACUAUCACUAAAUUGUCAUUGAUAUAGAAAACAGCGAUGUGUAGGCCUAUACAUAACAAAAACUCUAUUUAUUGUAUUGUCUAGGCCCUAUCUGCAAAUGUGAGUGUAGGUAUAUGACUCUUCACUCCAAGGUUUCUAUGCUCUAAGGCAACAAAUAAAUAGCAUAAACAAUCAAGCGCAAUCCAUAUUAUUUUUAGAAAAAUUUAAAAGCCAUGCCUGUCAUUCUGUCUUGGUAAUUGCUUACCUCAAGUAUUCGCCAAUAGAUAGGGAUUACAUUUAGGGUAGGGGGUACAUCUUUGGUUUUACUGAAAAAAUUAAAGGUCAUAAAAGCAUGUGAAGAAAUUGAGAGCUGUUGAUAUUAUACAAAACAAUUUCAAACGCAUCACAAAACCAUGUGAAGGAGUAUUAGAAAAGAGGUAAUUUAUCACCAACAAAUCUGAACAAGAGACAAACUUAUGCAUUUAGCCUUUCUCAGAAAUUCUAUACGCUGGAUACACCGAGCAAGGGUAUACUUAUAGUCUAUCCUUCAUAGACUUCAAGAUUUCAAGUUUUUAAUUGCCCAUGCUGAUCCUUUUUUGAACCCCCCCCCCCCACCCCCGUUUAUAUCAAACUUACUAUUGAGGGAUGCGGAGCAGCAUACUAUCAAAUAAAGAUGUUGUUUAAAAACGUUUCUUGUUUUUCUUCAAUCUGUUCAUUUAGGCCUUCACUUGAUUUUGUAUUGAAUGAUUUUAAAUCACUGUUUAUGUGUUUAAUGCCAAGGACUGUAAACUGAAUUGAUUAAUAUUCAGUUCAUUCAGUUCCAAUAUAGGCCUACUUUGGCUUCUGUGUAGCAACAAAGAAAACGCACAAAUAAAAUAAUGUCACGGUCUUCUUACAAAAGACGUGAAUCAAUUAAUUUCUUUAAAACGGGAAACUAUGUCAGAAUAAAAAUAAUAUAGAGCAAAGGUAGAAACGGUGC
Asterias rubens (European starfish) is the source of this 1543-nucleotide messenger RNA. RefSeq lists its product as uncharacterized. The record is from RefSeq and is a predicted model, not a curated record. The coding region runs from base 151 to 489 and encodes 112 amino acids. The transcript is spliced from 5 exons. Lineage: Eukaryota; Metazoa; Echinodermata; Asteroidea; Forcipulatida; Asteriidae.